AUGAAAUUUUAUAAUCUAUGUUUUCAAUUUCUACCACAAAUUAUCGAAUAUCUUGCAUUAACAAGUUUAGUUUUACUUGGCUCAACAUUAUCAAUUCUAACUGCGAUACAUAUGAGUACUUUAACACAUUCAACAUUAAUGAAAACAUUAAAUCCAACAACAAAUUGUUCUUAUUCAUCAUUAUGUUAUUGGAAUGAUCAUCAAAGAACAAAUACAAGUGAUAAUAAACAAAGUUAUUUUUUUAAUUUUGAAAAAUUAUCUUCGAAUGCACAAACAGAUUUUACAAAUGAAACUACAGAUAAAUUUCAAUCAUUGAUGACAUUAUUUCAUCCACCAUCUUGUUCAUAUAAUAUUCUUCAACCAGAUUUAUUAUCAAGACCACUCGUUCAAACAUUUGUUACUUUUGAUAAUUCACUUGUAAAUACAACAUGGUUCUGGCCAAUAUUAGGUGUUUGUGUAGCACUUUUAAUAAGUGUACCGUGUAUAUUAAUAGCUAUUGUGAUAUUUUGUCAUAAGAAAAAUAACUCAGGUGAUUCGGAUGAAUCAAGUAUUAAUUCAAGUUUAUCAUCAUCGAUACAUGUUCAUCGACGACCAGCAUGUAAUCAUUCUCGUCUUCAUCGUUCACAUUAUGCUGGAGGCUUUCGUAGUCCACCACCGCCUUAUACUGCUAAUGAAAUAUCAGAUCAUUCAUUUAUUGCUUCUUCACUUCCUCCUCCAUAUGAAUCACAUGUAACGGAAAAUCCAUCGAUAUCUGUUACAAUGAAUCCUGUAACAACAACAACAACAAAUAAUAUUGAAUCAACUGAGAGUAUUGUAAAUCAAUCGUUAACAUUAACCAAUCCAUCAAUUCAAACUUUUCAAGUUUAA
Adineta steineri is the source of this 867-nucleotide messenger RNA. Lineage: Eukaryota; Metazoa; Rotifera; Eurotatoria; Adinetida; Adinetidae. The record is from the annotation of a GenBank genome assembly.